GAGGAGCAAAGAUUUUCACUGAGAAACCUCCAUCCCUGUGUGAUCUCCUCUAACGGGAGAACUGAAGUGAUGGCGGGUUGCGCGGAGGAUUCGUGGAUUUUCGCUUGACAGGCACCAGAAUCUUCAGUUGGAUUAGUUGAUUGUUUUAUUUAUGGGGGAUUUGCAUUUACCUACUGAAAAAUGCCCUUUGCCAAACGGAUCGUUGAGCCCCAGCUGCUGUGCAGACAUGCCAUCCCUAAUGAUGAAGGGAUACUGUUCGAGGAUCUGUGCUCCAUCACCAAUGUGGCUCUAUCCCGGACCCUGCGGCAGCUCUCCGACCUGUCCAAACACGCCUGCUCCUUAUUCCAGGAGCUUGAGAACGAAAUAGUCUCCACAAACCAACGGGUUUGGGCUUUGCAGAACAAAAUAGGCAAAACCCAGCAAACCGCCAGUGCGCUGGAUCCAAAACUGGAGGCUGUGCCCAUAUCAAAUUUGGACAUUGAGAGUAAACUGACAUCACACUAUCAGACUCCAUGGCAUCAACAACACAACCUGUUCCACACUUGUACACGGCCACCAUGUCUGGAAGAGUUACACCGACAUGCCAAGCUCAACCUGCGGGCACUGCACAGAGACCAGCAGCAGCGUCAGCGUUCAACCAGCAGAGAGCGUGGUCGGGUCACCAUAUCAAUAUCUGUGGCCCCGCCUAUGCCAACCUUCCCUUCAACUCACAAACUCAGAAAGCGGGAGCAGAGGGGCCGGCACUCACGCCUGGAGAGGAGCGUUAGAGAGAGUGAUGUGCAAAACAUCCAGAGGAAGGAGAGACCAGCCAAAGAGGCUGAAUUCAAACCCGUCCUCAGAAAGAAAAAUGGGAAUUUGGCAAUACAUACUGGAACCAACACAGAAACAGAUGGUGAAUUGCCAGUGAUGAGCCAUAGGCCUAAAUGUCCUGUUCCCAAUGUACCUACCACCCUGGACAAAAAGACCAACUGGUCCAAAGCCCUGCCUCUUCCCACGCCAGAAGAGAGAAUAAAGAAUGACUCUCAAGUGAUUUCAUCCUUUAUCAUUCCAAUAAAUGUUUCUGGUGUUGGAUUUGACAGAGAAGCCAGUGCUCGCUGCUCUCUUGUUCACUCACAGUCGGUUCUACAGAGACGCCGGAAACUCAGGAGGCGAAAAACGAUCACUGGCAUCCCCAAACGAGUUCAACAAGACAUGGAUUCUGACGAAUCACCUGUGGCUAGAGAGAGAACAGUGAUCAUCCAUGCCAACCCACACAAGUCAUUGUGGCAUGAGGAGCUCUCUUUGAGUGGCCGAGUAUUGAACACCAAGGACUCUGGCUGUCAGACUGAUGACUUCUUGAUUGCUGCUCCAUCCCGGAGGCGUAUCCGUGCCCAGAGGUGUCAGGGAAUUCCAGCCUCUCUCUCACACUCCACUGGAAACAUCACCUCCCUGCCAGAUCGCUCUGAUGCUGUGUAUGCUGCAGCAUCAGCCACUCGUGUCCGUUCUAGAAGUCUACCACGUGAGGGUGACCGGCUUCUGGAUGAGGACCAAGAUGACAGUGAUGAUGAUGAUGAAGAUGACGAAGAGGAAGAUGAAGAACUGUCUCCGUAUGAAGCUGAGGACUUUUUACCAGGUCCAGGACAGAGAAUUCCCAAGGAUGAGGAGGAGAGCACUGAUGACCAGGCCAUGCCAGAGCUCCAAUUUGGAAGCCUCAAGCACAUGCAGCAUUUGGAGAGCCCUGACCACACAUGGAUUGAGAGAGGCAGAUCUAGACUCCCACGCAAAGUUGACAUGGGGAGCUGUGAGAUUUCCUCCAGCUCUGAUACUUUCAGCAGCCCCAUCCACUCUGCCUCCACUACAGGAGUGCUAGGCAGUCAGAUGGACCAUAAAGAGGAUCACCAGUCAUCAAGCGGCAACUGGAGUGGAAGCAGCUCCACUUGCCCGUCGCAGACGUCUGAAACUCUUCCGCCUGCUGCCUCUCCUCCCCUGACUGGAUCCUCACACUGUGAUUCAGAACUCUCCCUCAAUACUGGAUCCCAUGUCAUUGAUGACAGCACCGGCUUCAUAAUUGAUCCCUACCACAUUGACAAGCCACAAGGACAGGGGCAGCGAUCCAAUUCUUUUACCUCAUCGGCUACUGAUCAGAUGGAUGAUGCAGGGGUCAGUACUGCUAGUGAUGGUGAGUGGAACUGCACCCAGGACCAGCGGGAUCAGCCCUGCCCCCAAGACUUCAGCCCAAAGCAUUCCAGAGAGGAUGAGAGUGGUGUCAGCUGCCCCAGUUAUUCAAGUGGGGAAACUUACGAGAGUUUCAGUGACCAAGCAUCCGCUAGAAAAUCUGAGAUGCACUACAUCGUUGACACUGAAGGAUUUUAUUCCUCCAUGCACUUUGACUGUGGUCUUAAGGGUAGCAGAAGCUACUACAACUAUGCAGCCAUUGACCUUGACUGUGACCCAAGUGGUAAUAUAGCACCUGGCAUGGGUGAAUACACUCAGUCAGAGUAUAGAGCCACCAGGACACUGGGUAGACCGUGUCUCUCCUUAAAAAAACCAAAGGCCAAGCCACCCCCACCAAAACGUAGCUCUUCAUUAAAGGAAACAAGCAGUGGUGUGAACAUUCUAGAACAGGACGAACCAAAGAUUACUUGCGAGUUGCCGCUGCCCUUGUCUUCCAGGGAGAUGAAACUGCAGCUGGACUUGGCUGAUUCUGCAGGGCACCUUGACACUGCAGGUCUUGAGUCACUUGGCGCAUGGGGAGUGGAGAAUGUCAGGGACAUGCUUGACUGCUCCUCUCCAUUCAGUUCCUCAGACAUACAUUCGUUCAAGGAUGAAGGUGCUGUGCAAGCUGACUAUGCAGACCUCUGGCUCCACAAUGACUUGAAAUCAAAUGACCCUUACCGGCCUCUGUCCAACUCUAGCACUGCUACGGGUACAACUGUUAUUGAAUGCAUCAAGUCACCAGAAUGUGCAGAAAUGCAAGCCUGUCAACCCAGGUCCAGACCUAUUUCUCCAACUCUUCCUCCACCUGAAGGUGACUUCAAGCUGGCUUCCCCUGAAAAGUUGGUGAGCUUGGCAUCCCCUUCCAGUGGAUAUUCUAGUCAGUCGGAAACACCUACAUCUUCCUUCCCCUCUGCUUUCUUCCCAGGGCCCCUGUCUCCAACCAGUGGCAAAAGGAAACCCAAAGUCCCUGAAAGGAAGUCCUCACUUUGUUCCCUACAACAGCCACAGCUUUCAGUCCGAGACCCAGGCAUUUCCUCCAGGAGGGAAACUUACUUCCAUGCCAUACCCCCCGGUCACCUUGACCUAAGUGCUCUUCACAGCAAGCACUUUUCUCACAGAAAUCAGAUGCACAUCCUCCACCAGAAUAAGCAGAAAGCUGCCAUAGCUGCGGCUGCGGCUGCAGAAGCUCGCACUGCAGCUGCUGCCGCUGCUGCAGAGGCUCGCACUGCAGCUUCUACUUCAGAGAGUGCAACAAGCACAGUACCCAGCUCAGCACAUUUGGCCAUCACUCCAACUGUUCUUAGAUCAGUCCAACUGCGAUCUAUUUGUAGAUUAGCUGAAGGGAACCAAGGGUAUGAUCUGGUCAGUGCAAAUCCAGUAACUCGUCCCAAGUGUCCCACAGUAAUAAAUGAUGCCCCAUCCUCUAGCAACAGGCACAACAGGAAACCACCAGCCUACAAACCCCCUGCGGCACAGCUCUGUGAAUCACAGGUACCACCAGUGGAAAAUGUUGUUCUUCCACAGGAGGAAGUGAAAGUGAGACAGGAGAGGCUUGGUCCUGGUACUUACUGGGCAAUGACUGCUUUCAGAACUCCUGUAGGCCCUACUCCUGAAAAAGAAGACUCUUCGACAAGGUCAUCUCAAGGUCCUGAGCAAGAACAAGACAGCAGAAAGUACCCAGAUGUGCAACUGACAUUGUCACCAGAGAGACUAAAACAAGAUCUAAAUCAGCUAUCAUGGUCAGACCCUUCAGCACAGCCCAUGUGUUCGGCCAGCACAAUGCCGCCCCCCGCUUACAGUGAAAUACAGAGGAGCAAUUUUGUAUUGUGCAACAGCCCUGACAAAGUGCCUGUUUCAAUUCAAGAGGCAUCGCACACUUACACAAUCAGCGAUGUACAAGGCCGAGAAGAGGAUUAUGAGACAUCAGGUGUCACAACCAGAAGUGCCUCACAGGACAUAAGAGAAGAAGGGUCGACCCCGGACACAGAGGACUACUUCAGCAAAGAAUCAACUCCCAGUGACAAUUCAACCUCUCCUUUGACUGAUGACUCUAAACCUGAUGAUGAUAAUGUUUUCCCAUCCCCCAACAAACUACGCACAACUGAAGAUCUGUUUGCCAUGAUACACAGAUCUAAAAGGAAAGUGCUGGGACGUAAAGACUCGGGGGAGAUGAGUGGAAAAAGUCUGCCUGGAGUAGCACCUGCAACCACCCCAGUCAGCAAUCCUACUGUAUGCCCGGUCACCCCUGCUGCCUCAGUCCCUUCAAACAGCUCUCAGCGAGCCUCAGGACCCAUCUACAGGAGUGCCAAAAAGUCCAGUACAUCCAGUGAGGAGUUCAAACUCCUGCUGCUAAAGAAGGGUAGUCGCUCAGACUCAAGUUACCGCAUGUCUGCUACGGAGAUCCUCAAGAGCCCCAUCACACCCAAGACUCAAGAAGAGCUGCUAUUAGAGGCUGCAAGGCAAACAGAGGAGCCCCCCUUACCCCUUCAGGAGUCCACUAGCAGUGGAGAUCCACUUCCAAGGCAAUUCCCUAAGGCCAACAGUGAAGGAUUCUCCCCAAAAACACUUACCAUGUCAGCUGCCUCCAGACAGGGACGUUCCAGAAUUCCACCUGCUGCAAACAGCAGUCGCUAUAGCACGCGGAGUCGGCUGUACACUGCCCCAAUGCAGGCCAUAUCAGAGGGAGAGACUGAGAACUCAGAUGGAAGUCCACACGAUGAUCGCUCCUCUUAGUGGUAUAAUCAUUUUUUUUAACCACUUAGCAAAAUGAUAAAUCUUUUAUAAUACAAAAACAUUCUAUUUGAACUGUAUGAGAGUGCUGUAUACAUUAUGAUCUAUCUUAGUUUUAACCCCUGAUGUUUGUGAUUUGAAAAAACACAUUGAUUUCUUUAAGCUCCUUUUGUAUUACCUUUUAUCAUUGAGAGCUAUGAUUUUCACCAUAAUCCCACACUUUUAUGCUCACAAAAUGAGAAGGUGAAAUUAGUUCUUCAACAAGGUAUUGAAAGGUAACUUUUUAAUAUAGAAAAUUCUAUUUCCAUCAUCCAUCACAAAUUUACACACAUAUGUGGAUGCUUCUCUAAGGACAAUCGCACCAUGGCCAUUCUUAGCAGGGUGUGCAAGGGGAAAGAUUUCUGAGAAAAAGAAAGCUAGAACUGUUAUGAACAUGGUUCUAGUAGACUGGUUUGCAAAACCAUCAGUUCUUUUGCACUUCAUUUGGGUAAUUAUACCUUGAAAUAUACAACCUGGAUGUACUGUUAAAUAACAAGGCAAGCGGACAAAGUUAUCCAGUUUUAGUUUAGUGAAAUGUAAUGGAACGUACAGUAUGUGUGUUUUUCAGAAUCUUCAUGCUGUCUGAAUCUCAAACUGUCAAACAGCAUUCCAACAACUGUUAUGAAAACUAAUUGAAUCCUUUUUACCCGUGUUUAGUUUGCCUUUUCUUCAAAGACCCAAAUUGGGUUGUGUAUUUUUGUCACAAUUUUCAGGUGUCAUCAUGUAUAUUUACUUAACCAACCAACAUGGAAGAUUUUUGUGACUGCAGAAGAAAUGAGGACCUCAGUCUCAAUGUAUUCUGUGAAUACCCUUAAAAUCAAGUGUACUGUUCAUUUGAAGAAGAAUGGAUUCACUUUUAAAGUGAAACUCCUCAGAGUUGGAGGUCUUCUCUGAGUUCAAAACUCAUAGGAAUUAGCUAGAUUUGUCAAGCCUACACUGUGCCACUGAAUGGAAGGUGACAUGCUGUGAAAAGAUCGAUUUGUGGUCAUCCGUCUCU
Sinocyclocheilus rhinocerous is the source of this 5962-nucleotide messenger RNA. It is a transcript of the gene nhsb, whose product is annotated as Nance-Horan syndrome b (congenital cataracts and dental anomalies). The coding region runs from base 181 to 4929 and encodes 1582 amino acids. NCBI's taxonomy places the organism in Eukaryota, Metazoa, Chordata, Actinopteri, Cypriniformes, Cyprinidae. The record is from RefSeq and is a predicted model, not a curated record. The transcript has 11 exons. Gene Ontology annotation, biological process: cell differentiation; lens development in camera-type eye.